This is a messenger RNA of Leptosia nina, 204 nucleotides long. The record is from the annotation of a GenBank genome assembly. Lineage: Eukaryota; Metazoa; Arthropoda; Insecta; Lepidoptera; Pieridae.
AUGAAUAAAGACGCUCAUCACUUGCUUCGCGCUUGGCGGCCAUGUCUGAAACUCGAUUGUUCCCUUACAAGUUCGUGUUGUGCUAUUCAUGAUUUAAAAAGGACUUUCAUCCGCCAUAUUGGCGUUAAUUUACCUUCAUUUGGGUGUCAGUCACAGAUAUUGAUCCAAUCACCGAAGCUCAGACAAUUUUUCUGUGCACGGUGA